GUCAACUUAUUUCUAUUUAACCUAAAAAUAAGUGGUUUUCUUAAUCGGUUCUUAAUACCGCAAAGAAUAAUAUUAAUUAUAAUAAAAUUAGUUACUCUAACAAUGAAGAAAAUAGUAAUAUGUACAAUUUUAUUCUAUUUAUUUUCAGUCGCCCAAUCGAAUCUAGAAGUAGUUCAAGAUGAAGAGUUAAUGAACUUAAUCAGAACUGAAAAAUAUGUUAUAGUGUUAUUUUCAAGAAAGUACUGUGAAUCAUGUGAUAAUUAUGAAAAUGAGUUAACUGGUCUCAGGGAAGAUUUGGUAGAAACCUUAAAUGCAUGGGUUGUGAAAGUUGAAGAUAGUCAAUUAACCAGAUUAUACAGUCCUGAUAAAGAACCAGUACUGGUAUUUUUCCGACACGGCAUUCCAUUACUGUAUGAUGGUCCUUUAAAUGAUGAAUUAAUUCUACAUACAUUUACAACAAAUAAAGAACCUAUAUCUAAAGAGUUAACAGACAAUACAUUUGAACACUUAACUCAAGCUGCCACUGGUUCAACUACAGGUGAUUGGUUUGUAAUGUUUUAUACUUCUGAAUGUGUGGAAUGUACUCGCUUGCAAGCUAGAUGGGAGGCAGUUGGAGCCCACAUUAAAUCUAGAAUAAACAUUGCUAGGAUCAAUAAAGCAGGAGAUGGAGCUAUAACUGGACGUCGCUUUGAAGUAGCAAAUGUUCCAUCAUUCAUAUUAUUUAGACAAGGAAAAUUGUACCGUUAUCACCUACAAAAGUAUGAUGUUCAGUCUUUAGUUGAUUUUGCUCAAAGUUGGCACAAGAAUGUAACCCCAGAAAAAGUACCUCUACCAAAGUCUCCAUUUGAUGACUUUGUUGCAAUGGUUGUGGAAUAUAUGAGGGAAAACCCAUGGUUGUGGCAGCUGGGAGGUGGAACUUUUGUUUUGGGCUUGUUGGGAUCAUUGUUUGCAAGAUUUUUCCAGAAAUCAGCUCCAGAAAAGAAAAAAUCAGAUAAAAAAUCCAAGGAAAAAUCUAAAAAUAAGUAAUAAGUUGACCAUGUUAAAACAUUUAUUUUUGUAUACAAUUAAAAAAAAUAAAGAUUAUUUGUUGCCU
Messenger RNA from Diabrotica balteata, 1093 nucleotides. The record is from the annotation of a GenBank genome assembly. Lineage: Eukaryota; Metazoa; Arthropoda; Insecta; Coleoptera; Chrysomelidae.